UGAACAAACUCAUGUCAGAUAAGUAAGAAAUAAUACCCGGGAAGGUGUCCAUUAUCAGGAAUGAAGGCCAGAAUCUCCGCUUCAGGGAAGUCCAUUAAUUCCUGAUAAUAGACACCUCGAAGGGCAUUAUCCCACUUAUACAAUGGUCACUUGCCAAAGAAAGAAAAGGAAGAUCAAUAUUUUAUAUUUUCAUGCAUUUUGCAAUUGAAAUCUAAACUUUUUUACUAGCCAUAACUUCAUUUCCCUGGUAACACCUGAGUUCCUACCUAAUACCUGGAAGAAUCAUUACCAUCCCAUAAGGUUCUAAUGCAAUGCAAACGUUAUUCACUACUCCAGUCAAUAGGACGAACCUUAGAUAUGACUUGACAAUGGGAGAUAUUUCUAGUUCCCUCUGUUUGUAGAACACUUUGGCUCAGCUACGAGACACAGAGCUAACGCUAUGCUAGCUAGAUUAAAAGGGAAUAACAACAAUUGACAAACGGUAAAUAUAAUUUGACAGUAUGUUUAACAAUACAAGCUAGCUAUCCAGCCAUGUCCUUGUCCCCAAAUCAAUAUCAAGCUAUAUAUGAUUCUAAAACUGUAAACCCAUUAACUUGAAUGUUUUUCUAGCUUCUCAAUUUACAUCUCAAUCACACCUUCCACAUAUUUGAUUUUAUUUUAGGUUACUUUAUGUCCAACACCUUGCAUUACAUUGACAGGAGUGCUGUGUUCAUAAAAUUUAAUAAUAACCACACCUAUUCACCUAUGCUCUAUAAUUAUCUUCACUCUGCCGUUCUGCAUGUUUUUGCAUGCUGGUGAACAUUCAUGGAAUAAUAGAAUCAAAAUAGCAGGUGCACAGGUGCACACACACUUGUAUCACCUACCUUGCCCUUGGAAUUUGCUAUUCAAAGUAGAACCGAGCCUUGCUAUCAAAUUAUUAUAAGUACAUAAUAUACAAUCAAAAAAUAAAAAUAAAUUAGAUCAAAAUAGUAGUAAAGUCUUUACACUGCCAAUAACAUUUGUUUAAGUUCAAAAGUUGGGUUUAUUUUCCCCAAAAAGAUUAAAUAAAACAAAUUACUGAAGGCAAAUGAAUUAACUGAGUUAUAGGGGCCAACAAAACAUAAGUCUACUGAACCAUAAUGCUAGAAAAACAAGAUGUUAACUCAUCCAGUGGAACAGAAUGACCAUACAUAUUCAACUGUGUGUCUUUGUUUAACCAAACACACCUACUGUAGUCCUUUCCCGUUCUGCCAGUGCCACAUGAACGUAUCUCAACAUUUAACCAGGUGUUCAACGGCAGCAUUCUCUUCCUCAGUUGCCUCACCCCUUUCUCUCGAAUCUGCUCUUCAUUCAAAACGCUGCCAAGAUGGUUCCCAGAUUGGGCAACACCCAAGUUCUCAUUUACCUACUGUGUAUCACUGCCAUUGGUGUGUUAUCUAGAUAUUCAUGGGAUAUGUCUUUACAUUACCUCGGCCCUGAGAAUUCAGGUCUUUGUGCCUGUCACAAAUGUUUAACAGAGAGUGAUCCAUGGUUUAGGGAGCUCAUCAAUUCUUCUCCAACACCCUUUUUGUCAAGAAACUAUACAAGCUCAGAGGAUGAUUUCAUUUGGUGGAAGCACAUCCAGAAUGAAAGACGAAACUUCGAUUCCUACAAGACAACAGUGGACAGACUGUUUCAGAUUUUCCCACCCAUUCCAGAUGUUGUAGGACCCAGCCCUGACCGCUGCAGGACUUGUGCUGUGGUGGGGAAUUCUGGUAACUUGAAGGGAUCACAUUAUGGACCUCUGAUUGAUUCUCAUGAUAUCAUAAUAAGAAUGAACCAUGGCCGUACCAAAGGCUAUGAAGCAGAUGUUGGGAACAAAACAACACACCAUGUGAUGUAUCCAGAGAGUGCUAUAAAUCUGGACAACACCACACAUCUUGUGCUGUUUCCAUUCAAGAUCGAUGAUUUACUGUGGCUCCUCAAAUCCUUCGAUCCAGGGGAAAACAGUGCUAACAAGGCGAGGAGAGCUAACAAAGAUUUGGUGAUGAUCCUCAAUCCAGCUUUCAUGAAAUACGUUCAUGAAAUGUGGUUGGGAAAGAAGGGCAAUUAUCCAUCCACUGGCUUUCUGACUUUGGCUCUCAGCACGCAAAUGUGUGAUGAGGUCAAUGUUUUUGGGUUUGGAGCAGACAGAGAUGGAAACUGGAACCAUUACUUUGAGAUUCUCAAAAACAAACAGCUGAGAACUGGACCUCAUGCUGGAAUGCAUGAACAUGAAGUUAUUCUGAAAUUAAAGGAGCAGCAGAAAAUUGGUGUUUUUAAAGGAUGGUAAUUUCUUUCUCUGUUUGUGUCUUCCUUUAUUUGUCAGUGGCAUUAACAUGAGCACCAAGUACUUUAGCUUUAAGAGAGAAACGGAAAAUAAAUGUUUGGCAGUUGACUUGGCCUUUUAUUAGUUAGUUAGUAAUUAGUUCUGAGCCUAAAAAGAGAUUAUGAAUGGGCAGAAUAUCUACUGUCAGAGAGAGACAGCAGAGACAGAUCCUAACCAAGUCCAGGCUCAGUGAGCACAACCUGGAAAUUGAAAAAGGAAGACACAAACAACGUAGAAACCAAAAGAAAACUUAUAUAGUAAUAUGUGGUCACUGUUGGACAGGUGAUGUUGAGACAGAGAUGCACUUCCUGUCCUACAAUGUAAAACAUUCAUUUGAACAAAUGAAAUCCUGUAAUCCCAGAUUUCAACAAUGUAUAUGACCACUCAAAAUUAAAAUGAAUCCUACGAGAAGGAGACAGGGCAUAUAUUGAUGCCCAAUAUGA
Dicentrarchus labrax (European seabass) is the source of this 2769-nucleotide messenger RNA. RefSeq names its product CMP-N-acetylneuraminate-beta-galactosamide-alpha-2,3-sialyltransferase 1-like. NCBI's taxonomy places the organism in Eukaryota, Metazoa, Chordata, Actinopteri, Moronidae. The transcript has 7 exons. Bases 1346 to 2290 code for a protein of 314 amino acids. The record is from RefSeq and is a predicted model, not a curated record. Gene Ontology annotation, molecular function: beta-galactoside (CMP) alpha-2,3-sialyltransferase activity.